GUUGACAGUCGCUCGAAAGUCAACUGAAUACUUGAUGGUAAAAGUGAUGAAGAAGCCCUUAUUGUGAUUUUUGAGUGGUGAGAAAUUGACCUGUGUGCAAUGGUUAUCGCCGAUGCUGAGAGUCCUGGUCCAAUGAAAAAGAGGCCGCGAUUGUCCCUUAAGGUCCACAAGAACAGUGAUAACAAAGAUGAUGUCAAAAUUGAGAAACUGGAGACAGCAUCCACAGAGGAUGGAGAAGAGUGCCACGAAACUGAUAAGGAAAUAAGUUUGGAUGAUUCUGUUAUGGUGUGCAAUUCCAAAUCUGUGGUACCUGCAGCAGCAUCUUUAGAGAAUUUGGGUAAUACCUGUUUCUUGAACAGUGUACUGCAAGUGUUAAGGUACACACCAGGUUUUCUGCCUGGGUUAGAAUUGCUGUAUCAAGAAAUUGUGCAGGUUGAAAAAAUCAGAAAACAAGAUGUACUAAACAAAGAGGAUUCCAGUGUGUUUGACCCUUUAGAAGCCAAUAAGAGCAUACAUCUUGUGAAAGAUUUAUAUAGGCUGUAUAAAAAUAUGGAGCGGCGAGAGGAGAGCCAUGAAGAGAUGGCAACCUCAGAUGUUAUGUCCAUGGCAGUCAAACCCCAGAAACUGCUCAACAUCAUCAGAGAGCUGAAUCCAAUGUUUGAGGGAUGCCUGCAGCAUGAUGCUCAGGAACUCCUCAGAUGUAUAUUGUCCUACCUCCAAGACUCUGAGAAAGACCUCUUCAGCAUUAAGAAAAAUGUCUGUGAAAAGUUGCCAAAAAAGAAUAAUGAGACACCUAAAAAUUCCAUCAUGGAUCACUUCCUGUCAAGGUGUACUCGGGUAAAACCAGAGAAUGGCCCUAAAAAUGUAUUUCACCAGCCAGAUAUUUUGGAUCAGAUUGAACAGAGUGAGGCAGCCAAAACCAGUGUUACCCAGACCACCACACCAGUAGAAGCAGAUACUGCUUGUCAGGUGCAGAAAGAGGUGUUAAAAACAGAGAGUGUGAUAAUAUCUAAGCUCAAGACAGUUACACCCAGAAGGAGAAAGGCAAAUACUGAACAGGAAUCACAUAAAAAAGCCGAAAACAACAAGAAAGUCCAGAGACAAAAUACACCCAGGGCAAAGAAAGCCCUGGAUGAAUUAGAUGGUGAUGCAGCGUCUGCAUUUGAAAGCAAUGGAAGGAGGAGUGAGAAAUUUCAGGUCAAUGGUGUAGAUGCAGUUGAAGAAGAUAUGGACAUUGACUGUAACAUAAAAAAUGUUAAAUCUGAUAAUGGGAAGGUGAAUGGUGAGGAAGAUAAAAAUGAAAAGAAGGGGAAACAGCAGACAAUUCUUGGAAUGUUCCAAAAUCAAAGGACAGGUAAAAGACUGGGGAUGAGUCGUUCUGUAUUGAGAAAUACCACGACAAAGUCUGGCACACCUCGUCAAGGUGGUGGACUCCCCCUAAAUGGUGAAAAUCGGGAUAAAUCCAAUCAAGAUAAAGAGGACGAUGUGGUGAAAUGUAGGUCAGCCCCAAAUGUUGGAAAUUCUGUUUGUGGGUCUCCAACCAAGAGCCACUCAUCUCCCGUGGUAAAAUUGGAAAAAUGUGACAAAGUCUGUAACAGCCCACUGAAGUCAGUAAGUGCCGAAUUGGCCACCCAGAAAUUAUCACCAGGUAAAUCUACCUCGUCACCAUCAAAGGCGAAUCCCAAACUGGCUAAACAGAAACUUGAUUUUGUGGUCAUACCUAAAAAUAGAGCAAGUGCUAAUGUGAACUUGAAAGCAACCAAAACAAACUUCAUAGAAAAUUUGUUUAUGGGAAAAAUGAUGUUGCGUACAAAAUGUUGUGAAUGUGAAAAUUGCAGGGAGCGGAUCGAGGAUUUUCAUGACAUAAGCGUACCAGUUCGUAGUGAGAAAGUGGAAGAAAGUGAUGAUGAGGAAGAGAAAGAAGAAGACAGUGACUCCUGCUUGAGAAAGCUGAUGUUUGCAUUCACAGAAGUGGAACGACUGCAGGCAGACAACAAGUAUUUCUGUGACACCUGUUUGACUCAUGUUGAGGCUGAACGAUCCCUCCAUUACCAGGGACUACCCAACAUUCUGACUUUACACCUCAAACGAUUCUCUACAAGCUCAGGAAUGUUUGGCUAUGUUUCCAAGAUAAAUGACCAUGUGUCAAUACCUUUGUCCCUCCCUUGUCUGAGGUACAAGUGUCCCAGUCCCUGUAGUAGGCCUGACCAUAGGUAUUUGUUAUAUGCAAUUAUCACUCAUGCAGGAGUGACCUUGACCUCAGGACACUACCUUUCCUAUGUCCAUGUGCCAAAAACUAACAGUUCAACAUGUCACUUUCUGACUACCACCGGUCAACAUUACCCCGGGCAGUGGCUUGAGUGUGAUGACGAGACAGUUCGAGUCCACGACGAGGAAAAAUUCAGUCACAUGUUACGUGGGGAGGAUGGAUCUUUGAUGGGAACACCAUAUGUCUUGUUCUACUACCGCAAUACACCAGUCUCUUCUUGGUCUCAAACAUAAUGACUUAAGUUUAUUGUUAGAACUAAUGAACAUCUUUUUAAUUUAAUUGAUUGACAAGGAUUUACCAGAGUUUUAUGAAUUCUGAUUUUUUCAGGUUGUUUAACAACAAUAAAAAUAUAAACACAUAGAA
Molecule: messenger RNA, 2632 nt
Organism: Saccostrea echinata
Lineage: Eukaryota; Metazoa; Mollusca; Bivalvia; Ostreida; Ostreidae
Product: ubiquitin carboxyl-terminal hydrolase 1-like
Exons: 10
Coding region: 100-2502 (800 amino acids)
Biological process (GO): protein deubiquitination
Cellular component (GO): nucleus; cytosol
Molecular function (GO): cysteine-type deubiquitinase activity; cysteine-type endopeptidase activity
Source: RefSeq, a predicted model, not a curated record